Messenger RNA from Zophobas morio, 571 nucleotides. Its product is annotated as protein lin-32-like. Gene Ontology annotation, cellular component: nucleus. Gene Ontology annotation, molecular function: DNA-binding transcription factor activity, RNA polymerase II-specific; protein dimerization activity; E-box binding. The coding region runs from base 21 to 482 and encodes 153 amino acids. The transcript has a single exon. Gene Ontology annotation, biological process: axon development; sensory organ development; positive regulation of transcription by RNA polymerase II. The record is from RefSeq and is a predicted model, not a curated record. NCBI's taxonomy places the organism in Eukaryota, Metazoa, Arthropoda, Insecta, Coleoptera, Tenebrionidae.
GUACUCCGCGCCAAUGGGCCAUGGAUGUGGUGAAGUCGUACUACAGCCGGUACGUCGAGCCCGACCGCCCCCAGCCGUACCCCCAGGAGUACUACCUCAACUACCUGUACCCCGAUGGCUUCUCGCGGACGCCGCCCGACGCCUACGACGUCAACACCUUCGACAGCUUCGUGUCCACCAGCUCGCAGUCCGAGGACAACUUCCACCCCGCCGAGACGGCGCCCGAGGAGCGGCGGCGCGGCCGCAAGAAGAUCGUGCGCGACCGCCUGCCGUCGCCGUCCGUGAUGAAGCGGCGGCGGCUGGCGGCGAACGCGCGCGAGCGCCGCCGCAUGAACGGACUCAACGAGGCCUUCGACCGCCUGCGCCAGGUCAUCCCCAGCCUGGACGCUGAGCACAAGCUCAGCAAGUUCGAGACGCUCCAGAUGGCCCAGACGUACAUCGCGGCGCUGCGGGAGCUGCUGGAGCGCGACGGGGCCCGGUAGUACCUUCUCCAAAGAAACCCAGCCAAAGUACAUACUCUUGUGGACUACAGGUGGUGCCGCAGGUGCAAGAGUGAGUGUCGAAAUCUAGU